Eublepharis macularius is the source of this 3740-nucleotide messenger RNA. It is a transcript of the gene STAT6, whose product is annotated as signal transducer and activator of transcription 6. Lineage: Eukaryota; Metazoa; Chordata; Lepidosauria; Squamata; Eublepharidae. The record is from RefSeq and is a predicted model, not a curated record. Gene Ontology annotation, molecular function: DNA-binding transcription factor activity, RNA polymerase II-specific; RNA polymerase II cis-regulatory region sequence-specific DNA binding. Gene Ontology annotation, biological process: cell surface receptor signaling pathway via JAK-STAT; response to peptide hormone; cytokine-mediated signaling pathway. The transcript has 23 exons. The coding region runs from base 153 to 2762 and encodes 869 amino acids.
ACACUUACGGGUGCAGCCUGCGGCUCUCUGGGCGCUUAUGAAGAUCUGGAGCGCUUGGUGUGGAUUAAAACAGUCAGAGGCUUUGGGAAGGCUUGCGAGCAAGAGGAGAGAGGUCCCGGGCUUGGAGCCAACUUCUCCUUCUACAUCUGUGGAUGACCAAUUCCAAGAUGUCCCUGUGGAGUAUGGUUUGUGACCUGCCUCCAGAGCAGUUCAAUGGCUACUGCGAAGAGUUUCCUCACAGCCUGCGUUACUUCCUUGGAGACUGGCUCGAGAAUCACCCGUGGGAAUUCAUCACCGGAUCAGAUUCUUUUUCUGCCUUCAUGGCUAACAGCCUGCUUUCUGCCAUGGUGGAGAGACUGCAGGAGUCACUGAACAACAACUGCCAACCGGGCUGUCUUCUUCAGUUCAUUGCUAACUUAAAGAAUACUUUCCAGAGAGAUCCACUUCAGUUGGUCAAGAUUGUGAAACAGAUUCUGGAAGGGGAGAAGUUAACUGUUCAGAAUAAGUCGCAGCACAUGCCCUUCAGCUACUACUUCCAACAGGAGGAAAUGAAGUUUGGAUUUUAUUUGAAGAGUCUGCAAUACAAGUUGCAAGAAAUCCAGACGCUCCACGGGAACCUGAAGGACGGCUCAGGAGGUUCUCUGCAGAUAAACACACUGGAUCCACAGUUCUCGUCACAAGCGAAUUCUCUCCAAACCCUUCACGCGCUGUUCCAAGAAGUAGCCAAAGAGCUGGAAGCCACAAAGACCCAGCUGCUGAAGAAGCUUGACUUAUGGAAGGGGCAGCAACGGCUGGCCGGGAACGGAACUCCCUUCGACGAGGACUUGGCUCCACUGCAGAAGAGGUUUGAAAGCCUGUUGGAUAUUUGUUUCCAGUUCCGCCUCCAAGUGGUUGCCUCUGCAGCCGAGCUAGGCCCUGAACUUCAGUCUUGCCUUCAGGAAUGUCUGGAGAACAUCUUCAAUGCCCUUGUCAAAAGUGCCUUCCUGGUGGAAAAACAACCGCCUCAAGUUCUGAAGACCCAAACCAAAUUUCAAGCCAACGUCCGUUUCCUGCUGGGCCCUCAGCUAUUCAAACCUCCGCAGACUUCUUACUCGGUCGUGGCCAACAUUGUGACGGAGAAACAGGCACGGGAGCUGGCUGCUGGGCAUCCUGACGCCAGCCUCAGUGAAAACACCGGAGAAAUUGUGAACAACUUGGCGCCUCUCGAGACCACUGCUUCAAGCAGUGCUUGCUGUGCGACCUUCAAGAAUAUGCUUCUAAAGAAGAUCAAGCGCAGUGACCGCAAGAGCACAGAGUCUGUGACCGAGGAAAAAUGUGCUGUCCUCUUCAGUGCCAAAAUUAACCUUGGCUCCAACAAAACCACCUUCCUGCUGCAGGCUCUUUCUCUGCCAAUUGUGGUUAUUGUUCAUGGCAACCAAGACAACAAUGCCAAAGCCACCAUUUUGUGGGACAAUGCUUUUGCUAAAACUAAUCGAAUCCCUUUUGUGGUCCCGGAUCGUGUUUCCUGGGGAGACAUGUGUAAGACUCUUAACCAGAAGUUCAUGGCUGAGGUGCAGACCACAAAAGGCCUCCUCAGGGAGCAUUACUUCUUCUUGGCCCAGAAGAUCUUCAACGACAACAACGCCAAUAUAGAUGACUUCUGGAACCGCCAUGUUUCUUGGGCUCAGUUCAACAAGGAAAUCCUUCCUGGGAGAGGGUUUACCUUCUGGCAGUGGUUUGAAGGCGUCCUUGACCUCACCAAGAAAUAUCUGAAGGACUACUGGUCUGAUCGGCUCAUCAUGGGUUUCAUCAGCAAGCAGUCUCUUUCCAACUGCCUGAGCAAUGCUCCAGUAGGUACUUUCCUGCUCCGUUUCAGCGACUCCGUGAUAGGUGGCAUCAGCAUUGCGUGGCUUACCUGCUCGCAGAACGGUUUCUGUGAAGUAGAGAACAUCCACCCAUUCACAGCGUCGGAUCUGUCCAUUCGUUCCCUUGCCGACUGCGUUCUGGACCUGCCGCAGCUUAAGAUGCUGUAUCCGAACAGGCCUAAAGAGCAGGCAUUCAGGAACUAUUCGAACACAGAGCUACCGAGAAAGAACAAUAAAGAGUAUGUCCCAAUCCAGAUGAGGAUAACUGUGGGCACACCUUCAGACCCGGCUCCACUGCAACAAAAUGUAUUUGGCUCCAUGUCUAAUGUUAAUGGGAGUCCUGCAAUCCAUCAGGAACCUACUUUCCCCAAACAUUCAGACCUGGCUCCACCUCAACAGAACGUAUUUGGCUCCAUGCCCAAUCUUAAUGGGAGUCCCGGAAUCCCUGAUUCUAGAACUUCAGACCUGGCUCCACUGCAACAGAACUUAUUCGGCUCUAUGACCAAUCUUAAUGGGAAUCCUGGAGUCCCUUCAGAGCCUCCUUUCUCUAACUCGCCGAUGAUUCCUUUGCAGGCGGUGAACCACCCAAGCAUGUCCUCCAUGAACACAAGAUACGAAAGCCCGAUGUCGCUAGCUUCGUCUCUUGCUCUCCAAGGUGGAUGGAUUCCUCAAGGAAACACUUCACCCCUUCAGCUAAUGGAUUCACACCUCUUACAUCAGGAGUCAGCAAUGGAUUUCAGUCUCCCUGACUUAAACUAUCCAGGAGACAUGGACUGUUCCCUACCGUCAGAGCCAAUGCCACUUGAGAACUUGCUUCCACCCUCCAAGUAUGAGAUGGACCACCUGCUACACCCGGAGCAGAAUCCGCUUCGCUAUUCUUACAGUCCUGGACCCAGCCUGACCAACCUCUGCUCAUAAUCUUUGCGUCUAUAUUUUGGAAGGGCUUUGAUGGACCCUUUGGACGGUUUGACCGACAGGUGCUUUGGGCAACGUUACCUAGCCGGGGAAGGAAGAGUGCACUUCGUAUCAGAACAGCAGCCUCCUUGCUGGGGAGAACACAGGCUUGCAGUUGCUUAUUGUCUCCUUUGCUGCUUGGCACUGUCCUUUGGGAAGAUGGUGGCCUCGGAUGCUUUGUGCUUUGGCGGGGCCACGUUCGAGAAGCGAACUGUCGGGAGGGUGCAGGGCGUACUCUCGCUUUUCUGCUGUCAAGCACUGGAGGGAUUUUUAUCCUUCACCUCCAGUCUGGAUUAGAAGGAACAGGGAUUUUUCUCAGCAUCUGCAAACUUGGGACUCUCCGCCUGCCCCAGGAUACGUUUGGCUGGACUUCUGGUCCUUUCAUAUAUCCACUUGGGCAGCAAAGGACACGGAUGUACUUCAACAGGCUGAUGCGGAGAUUGUCAGUCCCUGCAGCAGGAGAAGAAACAUCUCCAUACUCCUGCCCAGAAGUAAGGUUCUGUGAGACCCGUAUGCCUUUUCCUUGCACUCCUUUGUCUGCGGGACCCAGCUUCUCCACCAAAUGCAUAUUAUGGAACCAGCUGCUUCCCAAGCAAUACUUUUGUGGGUUUUCGGAUGUGAGUCCAAAGUGGGAUGUUUCAGUUCCAUCCAACUCCAGUCUCCUCCUCCCUGGGACCUUGAAGACUUCAGUUCUACCCCAGGGACAUUGGCUGACCCCAUCCCUGCUCCUCCCUUGACCUAUAACCUCUGUGUUAUCCAGACUUCUGUAGAUACCCACGAAUCCUAUCUCAGAGCCUGUACAAGGGUACAAGCAGAUGUAAAAAAAGAAGGCUAAGCCAUAAAAUAAGACUUUAUUUCAAAAUAACAAAAUAAAUAAUCUACUGUACACAAUACAAAGGAAAGGGUGCUAAUUUUCUCUAUAAAGACACCGGGCCCUAUGGG